Mollisia scopiformis is the source of this 351-nucleotide messenger RNA. RefSeq lists its product as uncharacterized. Lineage: Eukaryota; Fungi; Ascomycota; Leotiomycetes; Helotiales; Mollisiaceae. The transcript is spliced from 2 exons. The record is from RefSeq and is a predicted model, not a curated record. The coding region runs from base 1 to 351 and encodes 116 amino acids.
AUGUCUUCCUAUGUGGUCAAACAGAUGCCAGAUGCAGUCACCAAGACUGUUGACGGCCGUCAAAGCCCCGAGUCUUGGGGAUCGAAGGCUGCUCCACUCGCUGUCCAGAAAGUUCAGCCUUGGAGAGAGUGGGCCGAGCCCGAGAACAUUCGCACCUUCAAAGCCACUUGUGGACCUCUUCAUCCAGAUGUCCGUCUUCAGCAACAACGCGAUGAGCAUGGCGGCGCUGGGGGGGUAGAUCUACACAUUCACGAUCAUAAAUCGGCAUAUAGGAGGGUUGAGAGAGUAGGUUGUUUGUUACGGAGGACGAAGGAUGACGGGAAGAUGCCGGGAGUUGCUUUUACUUCUUGA